Messenger RNA from Paramisgurnus dabryanus, 4703 nucleotides. RefSeq names its product cadherin 5 (gene cdh5). Gene Ontology annotation, molecular function: protein phosphatase binding; cadherin binding; calcium ion binding. Gene Ontology annotation, biological process: homophilic cell-cell adhesion; cell morphogenesis; cell-cell adhesion mediated by cadherin. NCBI's taxonomy places the organism in Eukaryota, Metazoa, Chordata, Actinopteri, Cypriniformes, Cobitidae. Gene Ontology annotation, cellular component: plasma membrane; catenin complex; adherens junction. The record is from RefSeq and is a predicted model, not a curated record.
CGUUAUGCAGCGUAAUGCUCCGCUUGCCUCACAGAGCUACUGAUGGUCAGGUGGGUUCAAAUGCUGUUUGAUUUUCCAGAGAGAGGUUUGAAGCUGGACUGAAGAGGCAGGGACAAUAACAGGAAGCGGGUAGAGGAACGACUGGGCUGGGCUGAUCACUUUUGCCACUGGAGUGGCCUGAUUGUUUAGUGAACAACUCUGUGGGAGCUCAAACAGGUUCACAAGCAGCUGGACAAUAGGCAACACUGAUCUGAAACUGAGAAGGAUAUUUUACUGGACUUAUUUACACACUGUAGGAAUCGUUGAAUCAAGGAAGAUUGUUGAAAGGACCUAAAUUGAUGAUGAAACAUUCUGCCUGGAGGCAGAUGACUGAGCCUGGCUUUUGGGCAGGUUUCUUGGUCAUUUUAUGUACCCUCAGUAUGGCGUUGGACGUCCACCAAGCUCUGAAAUCUCCUUCCAUGCACGGCAGGGUUCUUCAAAGACAAAAGAGAGAAUGGAAAUGGGACAAACUUUAUGCGUAUGAGGAAAUUGAUCCAAAAAACCUACCUGAAAAAAUUGGAAAGCUAGAAAAUACGAAUUAUGCUGAGCACACACAAUAUAAGCUGUAUGGGGAAGGUGCCAAUACAAUUUUUACUGUGAAUUAUGCGGGAGAUAUAUUUAUCAAUGCUAAGUUGGACCGAGAAAAGAAGAAAUCCUACAAACUCUCAGCUUCACUCACUGACAUUUUCGGACAGCCGAAAGACAAAAAUGAUUCUUUUGACAUUGUGCUGCUUGAUGUCAAUGACAAUAUACCUGUUUUUCCACCUGACCUCUCUGGAUCCAUCAGUGAAUCAUCUAAAACAGGAAACCUAGUGAUGACAGUAAAAGCAGCUGAUGCAGAUGAUCCAACCACUCCGAAUGGAAAGAUUGAAUACAAACUUUUGAAUGGGACAGACCUUUUUCAAAUCAGCAAUGAAGGUGAAAUCAGUAACUUAAAAAGCACACUUGACCGAGAAAAACAGAAUCAGUAUCUGAUAGAAGUACAAGCCAAAGAUAUGCCAGGAUCAACUGCAGGAAAUACUGCUACAACCAUAGUGACCAUCAACAUUAAUGAUAUCAAUGACAACAUUGCUACCUUCAAGAAAGGAAAAUACCAAUUUAAUGUGAGAGAAGACAUAAAACCAGGAUCUGAUAUUGGCAUAAUUGAAGUGGAGGACAGAGAUGAGAUACAAAACAAAAAUCCAACAUUUACUUUGCAUAAAUAUAAUGAUGUGUUUAACAUUACACUAAAUAAUGAAAAAGAUGGAAUUCUUCGCCUCAACAAUAUUCUUGACUACGAAAGUAGGGCGACGUACAAUUUUUUCAUAAAUGUGGAUGAGGUAAUGUCUACAUCACCAGAUAACCAAGGACCGAACCUACUGAAGAGAGCCCAAAUCAUCAUCAAUGUAAUUGAUGUUGACGAACCACCAGUUUUCAACCAAACAGAAUACAAGUUCAGCAUUUAUGAGGGCCCUUUCAAGAAUUCAGUCAUUGGAGCUGUCUCAGCAAGCGAUCCAGAUAAAAUUGGUCACAAAAUACGGUACUUUAUUGAAGACCAACACUGUCCUGUAAGUGUACAUCCUAUUCAAGGGUAUCUUUCCUUAAAUAAACAACUGGAUAGAGAGCACGAAUCCUCCUACACAUGUCAAGUUACAGCACAAGAAGAUGUGCAAAAUGGUCAAAAAUCCUAUGCAAUGGUUAAUCUGAAAGUUCUUGACAUUAAUGACAACGCACCUGAACUAACGAACGGGAGCUACGUGUAUGUUUGCGAGAGUGACAAACCAGGCACAGUCAUUGGAAUUAUUGGUGCACGUGACCAGGAUGAGAAUUCUGGCAGAUUCCGCUUCACUUUGGCAAAAAAAAGUUCCAAUUUUUCCCUUCAUGACAACCUAGAUAACACUGCAAACAUUGUGCUGAAGCAAGGAGGUUUCAGUACAGAACACUCAAUGGAACACAUUCUUGAAAUUGAGAUUUCUGAUGGAGGCACACCAGAGCAAAAGAGCACUAACCCCCUCCACAUUAAAGUGUGCACGUGCCAGUCGGGUCGAAGGAUGGAGUACUGCAAGGCGUAUGCCCAGACUGGAGUGAGCGUUAGUGCGCUCUUAGCCAUUCUUCUCUGCAUCGUCACAAUCUUGGUCAUUGUCAUCCUCAUUGUAUUACGGAGGCGCCAUCAGAAAGAUGCUUUUGUCACCCUUGGCAAGUCAUCUGGAGACAUCCAUGAGCAGCUGGUGAGAUAUGAUGAGGAGGGUGGAGGAGAGAUGGACACGAACGGUUAUGACGUCUCCAUCCUGACCUCCGCCUGCCAUGACAGCAGCUUUCAGCCCACUCCUGGACCUGGACCGUUAUAUGCUAUGGUGAAGAAACCCCCGGCCUGUAAGGGUGACAUGGCUAUGAUGAUCGAUGUGAAGAAGGAUGAGGCAGAUCACGACCGUGAUGGGAUUCCCUAUGAUACAUUACACAUCUAUGGCUAUGAGGGAUCGGAAUCCCUGGCAGAUUCCCUGAGCUCUUUGGGCUCAUCUUCCAAUGCAUCCAGUUUGGACUACGACGUCCUGCAUGAAUGGGGACCACGCUUCAGGACCCUGGCUGAGCUUUAUGGAAUAGAUGGCUCUGACACUGAUAGCUCUUACUGAUCCUUAGAUAGGAAGAAGAUGAAAUCAAACUAAGGAUCUGUUAGAUGCUUAAAUACAGUAUGAUGCUGGCUCCUGUUGUCGUAGGAUUUGUGCCAGGGAUUUUUUAACCCCUUCAGACCUGAUUAUUCAGGUGUUAAAUCAGUGGGCCUUAUUUUGAUUGGUUGAUCAGCAUUAAAGUUAAGAAAGUGCCAAUACUUGUUUCAUUCAUGUAUUGUUAGAACAUUAUGACAAGCACUACAGUAUUUGUAAUUUUAAUAUAAUGUGGAUCAGUAUAAAAACUUUCCUACUUUUUGUACAGCUUUUUUAUACACUCUAAAAUGUAUUUGCUGCCUUAAAAUAUAAUCAAACUGGCUUUACAAGUCAUUCAACUUAAUACAUUUUGACUACACUUUCGUUUUUAAACUUUAAACAAUUUUAAGGCAGCAAAUAAAUGCGAAUUUUCACAGUGUGCAAAGUAACACUGGAACUGUUUUUUUUUUAUUCUUAAUUCAAACUUAAAUUCAGGUUAACUCAUGAUAACUUACUACUUUUUAUUUAGCUUCUUGUACUCCACAAAAAAGCAUCAGUUUUUUUUCAGUUAAGUUUUUUUUUCUAGACUCAUGGUCAGUUUUUUUCUAAAUGCUCCAUUGUUCAGCAGAUGACUCUUCACAUCAGGAAAAUCACUCUAUUGCCAUGGGAGCAACAGAGGAAGUGAAGAUAACUGUAUCUUGAAAGAAUUAAAGACUACUCCGAAUAUAUUUGACAGGAAUCAUCAGCACAUUGAUUGUUAUGUGUUAAGCCCAAAUCUCUAAGGUCGACCACUAUAAGGCAAUUGGAGACAUCUCAGGAAAUGUGUAGUAAAUUGUACGCUUGUUGAAAUGUGAGAAGUGAUCUGAAUAACCAUGUGAAUCAUGAGUAUAUAUUUAACUGGAUCCUAAGACAAUAAUGCACAGUUGAAGAUAGUUCAACCUAGUUUUAGAAAACAACAUAUUUACCAGUAUUGUAUAUCUGAAAGCAAGACCAGAGACUCUUCUUUCGUUGAAAAAUGCAUAAACCACCUUUUUCCUUAAAUAUUUACCUGUGUUCACAAUCUCUACCCUACUUCCCCUAUUAACCACAGGCACAAUAUGUGGAAGCCACCUUCUCCCUUUUCCUGUAGGGAAUUACUUGCCAAACACUCUUCUCCCAUCUCUGUGUAAAUGACCGGUUUUGUCACAAAUAUGUCAACUUCCCGUCUGUGUGCAGUGCAAGGAAACUCACUUCCUGUUCCCUUAUCUUUAAAGUGAAGGAACACAUUGGACUGUUUUCCUGUUUUUCGUCUUUGAGAGAUAAAGAAAGAAAACUUCAAGCAGGAAAAUGUUAAAGAACAACAUAAAUCAUGCUUUCUUUGUUACAAGGACAUUGUCUAUUCUUUAAGUGACAAAAGUGCUGUUCUUGCUUGAUUUCCUUAGUUUUCAAUUUAUUUCACCAUACAAUUUGACUACAAUUAUUUGUAUACGAACUGUUUGCCUAAAUUAUUAUCUCUUCCUUAUAGUUGCACUGUAUCUAUAUUAUCAUGUUGGUUUUUAAAUUAGAUGUACAAUCACUAGAACACAUAUAUAAAUAAUUGUUGGGCUUAGACUAUUAUCUUGUGAUAAUAAGAACUUACUUAAAAUAUUCUAAUAAGGGAAAUAUUCAACAACAACAAAAAAACUGUACAGAAAAACUGGAACUAUAGAUAAAUAUGAAAGGCUUUAGUUCACUGUAUUUGUAAUUGUUUCUUACUGUUGUCAUAAUCCUUCUGUGUAUGCUGUUGAAUCGGUUAUACUUGACAAUAAUGGCUGUUUUGUAAUGUAGAGUCUAGUGUGUUGAAUGAGCAUUUUUAUAAAUGAACAGAUUUCUCAGUCUGUGUCUGAGCUGGUCCAGUAGAUGUCAGUGUUGGGCAGUCAGACUAAACAUUUUAUAGUGAUGUUCUUGUACAUGUUAGAGGGAAAACAAUAUGUGCCUUUUUUCUAUCGUUUUUAUUGUUAAAUUGUUCUUUUUGUCUUUGAAAACUACUGAUUUUGUAUUUGAGUAUUAAACCUCACACUCCAUAAA